CCAACUUCGGCCCAUGGCCUGUAUCUGAGCCAAGCAAGAUCAGUCCUUGCCAUUUUUUUUUUCCCAGUCGCUUCAGAUCCCAUGAGAUUCCUCCGGUCAAUGAAACUCUAGUUUCUCUGCAAUCUCCGGUGUGUGCUCAGAUAGUGAAAUUUAGGGAAGAUGCAGCACACUCCAGUAACAAUAGAGGACCAGUUAAUAUCGAAAGCUGUAAGAGAAGAAUGUCAAUGGGAAAACCUCCCAAAACGACUUCAAUCGAUCCUUGGGUCUAAGGAUGAAUGGCAUAGAAGGGUUACGGCGCAUUGUAUAAAGAAAAGACUCCUAUGGAAUACGUGUUUUGCUUGUAAAGUUUGCAAAGAAGGUGAAUAUUAUGAAGAUAUGAUGCGUUACUUGCGAAAGAAUCUGGCGCUCUUUCCGUAUCACCUUGCAGAGUAUGUUUGCCGUGUGAUGAGGAUAUCACCUUUCAGAUACUACUGUGAUAUGAUAUUUGAAGUCAUGAGAAAUGAGCAACCUUAUGACAGUAUUCCAAACUUCAGUGCGGCAGAUGCUUUCCGGCUUACAGGAAUAGGGAGGAAUGAGUUCAUUGAUAUCAUGAAUAAAUGCAGAUCUAAGAAAAUAAUGUGGAAGCUGAACAAAUCGAUUGCAAAAGACUUUUUACCUACUCUACCUGUGGAUUUCCCUAUUGACCCUUGGUGGGGUGUUUGCCUUGUCAACUUCACCAUAGAAGAGUUUAAGAAACUUUCAGAAGAUGAGAUGGCGACAAUAGAUAAAAUCUGCAAAGAGGAAGCUAAUGCAUAUUUCCUCUUCGAUCCAGAAGUCAUAAAAGGCCUGUACCAGAGGGGAUUGGUAUAUUUUGAUGUCCCAGUCUAUCAGGACGACCGCUUUAAAGUUUCAAAGCUUGAAGGGUUCAUCUCUAAUAGAGAGCAGUCUUACGAAGAUCCCAUUGAAGAAUUACUCUAUGCAGUUUUUGUUGUUUCAAAUGAGAACUCAACAGUUGCAGAGCUGGCAUCCACUUUGCAAGCUGACGUAACUCAAUUACAGGCUGCUGCAUCUUUUGUUUGCCGGCUGGGAUGGGCUGUCAAAUUAAUUGAUCCGUCAUCUGUGCUUCAUGACAAGAUUGGGUCUCCACGUGCCAUCCUCAGUGAUGACGAAGAUGCAUCUCGCGCUAGCAUAUCCUCUACCUACAGGUCUGCUGAUGGUGAGGAGGCUCAACAUGGAGAUAAUUUAGGGACUGAAAGCUCUGGAUCACGUUCUAGUCAUGUUCGGGUUGCUUUCAUAGUUGAUGCUAAUAUAACAUCGUAUCUAAUGAUGGGUUCUGUGUCACCAGGAUUGAAAUCUCAUGCUGUGACACUCUAUGAAGCGGGAAAACUCGGACACACUAGUAUCCCAGACCUUUGCCAGGAUUUGAGCACAUUAGAGGGAGCGAAAUUUGAGGGUGAACUGCAAGAAUUUGCAAAUCAUGCCUUUAGCCUUCGUUGUGUCCUGGAAUGUUUGAUAUCUGGUGGAGUUGCUACUGAUGCAAUAGUUGACACAAUGGGUUCGGGAACUUUGAGCAAUGAUGAGGCUGUUACUCUUCUUGCAGAUGUUAAUUUACCUGAUAAUUCCGGAGAUUCUUUAACUAGCCAAAUUAUUGAGGCUUCCAUGGUUUCAGAUGCCCCUCAAGAGGUUCCCUUGUCGACAGAGCAUGUCCCCGAAAGCACUAAGCAUGAAGCAGCUUCCAGUACACCGUCUGUCGAUACUACUGCCUUGACUGAGACCUUCAGUUCCAACCUUAACCUUCAGAAUGAGGGGAAGCCAAUUCCUGUAGAGGGACCCGACACCGGUAAAGGAAACAAGAAAAGGAAAAAAUAUCGCGUUGAUAUUCUCCGUUGUGAAAGUCUGGCUUCUCUAACACCAGCUACUCUAGAUCGUUUGUUUUCCCGUGACUAUGAUAUUGUUGUUUCAAUGAUUCCUCUUCCACUUACAACUGUUCUUCCUGGACCGUCAGGCCCUGUUCAUUUCGGUCCUCCCUCCCAUUCAUCCAUGACACAGUGGAUGAAACUGGUACUGUAUUCAACCGUGGGCAUUGGGCCUUUGUCGGUUAUCUUGAUGAAAGGGCAGUGUCUGCGGAUGCUUCCUGCUCCACUAGCUGGCUGUGAGAAAGCUAUCAUUUGGUCUUGGGAUGGAUCUUCGGUUGGUGGUUUAGGAAACAAGUUUGAAGGUAACUUGGUCAAAGGAGGUAUUCUGUUGCACUGUUUAAAUUGCCUUCUCAAGUGCUCAGCUGUUCUUGUUCAGCCUCUCAGCAAGCAUGAUCUUGAUAGCUCUGGAAGAAUUGUUACUUUAGAUAUACCAUUACCCCUAAAGAAUUCUGAUGGUUCCAUUCCUCAUUUUGGUGAUGAGCUUGGACUUCCCCUCGAGGAAAAUACAAAGUUGAACUCUCUUUUAACUAAGCUUGCGAACAAUAUGGAAUUGAAGACAGUCGGUUACAUUCGCCUUUUGAAACUCUUUAAAGCAAAGGAUUCAUUGAAGCAUUUUUCUCCCGACAAUGAUGAGAAGUAUGAAUGGGUCCCUUUAACCGUGGAAUUUGGGUUUCCACUUUUUAGUCCAAAGUUAUGCAACAAUAUCUGCAAAAGGAUUGUCUCAUCACAGUUACUUCAAGCAGAUUCGCUCAUGGAACAACACGAUGCAAUGCAAUGUAUAAGGAAAAGGUUGAAAGAUAUAUGUGCACUGUACCAAGCAACAGGUCCAGCUGCUAAACUUCUUUACCAGAAAGAACAAGCAAAGGAGCCUACACGUACUAAUAAGCUCAUGAACUACGCAAGUGGAAGGUGGAACCCACUUGUUGACCCGUCCUCACCAAUUUCAGGAGCCACAAGCGAAUUCCAACGGCUGAAACUAGCUAAUCGCCAACGUUGCCGGACUGAAGUUCUGAGCUUCGAUGGUAGCAUCCUUAGAUCCUACACCUUGGCACCAGUAUAUGAGGCUGCCACAAGGAGCAUUGAUGAGAAUGCACCUUUAAGUACAACAAAAUCAGAUUCUGAUGAAGCAGAUAGCCGAGAAGUGAUUCUUCCAGGACUAAAUCUUCUCUAUGAUGGUUCAGAGUUGCACCCUUUUGAUAUUGGCGCUUGCCUUCAGGCUCGUCAACCAGUUGCUCUCAUAGCAGAAGCUGCUGCCGCGUCUGCAUCCCUCGCCCCAAAGUAGACUAGUACUCAAAAAGAUUCUAAUCCAGAUUUCAUUGCACAUCAAGUAAAAGGUAAAUUAAUCAACUGAAAUCUUGAGUCUUAGCAUGUUCAAUGUAGCUCUGAGAAUUUGGUUUGCAUCUGCAUAUAUAGAAGUGGACAUUCGGUUAUUUCGGUUUCACUAAUUCAUGACUAAUUGUUUUCAGGUUGGAUUCAAACCGCUUGGUUUGUUGAAUUUAUAGUAUUAACUCUGUUGGAUUCGAUGCCAUUUUGCGGUUUGGUUUCCGGUUUUCAUUAGAUUCUUGCUUUACACUAAAAAACUAAACUUAAAGAUAGUUAUCUAACAACUAUUUUUAGUUUCUCACUAUGUAGUUUAUACAUAUAAGUAAAUUUCUCAAUAGUUUUGGUUUAUUCAGUCUGGUUACACUAAAAUUGGUUUCAAUUUCUUGGUUUUAAAAGAAUUCUUAACCAAUUUUGUUCGGAUUUGGUUUGGUUUUACCCACUGACCAAGAUCUAACUCCGCUAGAUGUAUUUGCAGGUCGGGUUCUUGUUUGUUUGUCUUACAUUCUGGCCGACUGGAAAACAUCCGCGGUGACCAUCAGACCAAACUGAUGCUGCCUUAUACCUAGCAAGGCAUUAGGAGUUUUACAAAUUUCUACAUUUGGGCCAUUUGGCUAACGAGUGAAUGAAUGUAUCCUUAUACCAUUUGUGUGCUUCGCUUGAAACUUUUUUGGAGACUGUAAUGUCAAGGAAGGUUGUGGUUAAUAGAGGAGUUAUAGAAGAGUUUUGGGUUGGGGGAUCAAGUAUGUUGCACAGAUUUUAUUUCAAUUUGUUCUUAACUAUCGAUGUCCAUCGAGGACGUUAAUCAGAUCAAAGUCUCUUUUUUUCCAAUACCAAAUUAUAUUUUC
Arabidopsis thaliana (thale cress) is the source of this 4063-nucleotide messenger RNA. Its product is annotated as FAM91 carboxy-terminus protein. The record is from RefSeq and is marked reviewed. The transcript is spliced from 11 exons. Lineage: Eukaryota; Viridiplantae; Streptophyta; Magnoliopsida; Brassicales; Brassicaceae. The coding region runs from base 160 to 3177 and encodes 1005 amino acids.